Gigantopelta aegis is the source of this 6324-nucleotide messenger RNA. Its product is annotated as merlin-like. Bases 145 to 1953 code for a protein of 602 amino acids. NCBI's taxonomy places the organism in Eukaryota, Metazoa, Mollusca, Gastropoda, Neomphalida, Peltospiridae. Gene Ontology annotation, cellular component: filopodium; apical part of cell; plasma membrane. Gene Ontology annotation, biological process: regulation of organelle assembly; regulation of cell shape; positive regulation of protein localization to early endosome. The transcript is spliced from 15 exons. Gene Ontology annotation, molecular function: actin binding; cell adhesion molecule binding. The record is from RefSeq and is a predicted model, not a curated record.
UGCAGUUGUUUUUUUUAGAUAAAAUAUGUGAUCAGAAUGAAAUAACAUUUUGAGAAACCAACUUUUUGGUGUUUCAUUAUGACCAGUUGGUUUAGACAAAUUACCCCCAGGUUACCACGUUAAAUGUCGUAAAAAUAGGCAAACAUGCCACUGGUAUCGAUGAAAAAACCCAGCAAAGGGAGCUCAAAGAGUUUCCCUGUGCGAAUAACGACGAUGGAUGCAGAACUGGAGUUUGAUAUAGAGAACAAGACGACAGGAAAGGAACUGUUUGAUCUUGUUUGUCGAACCAUUGGCUUGCGUGAGACAUGGUACUUCGGGCUGCAGCAUGUUGAUUCUAAAGGAUAUAUUGCUUGGUUAAAGUUUGAAAAAAAGGUACUGGACCAGGACGUAGGAAAGGAGAUUCCCAUUCAGUUUUUAUUCCUGGCCAAGUUUUACCCGGAGGACGUGAGCGAGGAGCUCAUUCAGGAGAUCACGCAGCACCUGUUCUUCCUGCAAGUCAAGCAGUCGAUCCUCGACAUGGACAUCUACUGCCCUCCAGAGGCCUCCGUUCUGCUGGCUUCGUACGCUGUCCAGGCCAAGUAUGGUGAUUAUGAUGAGUUCACGUACAAGCCUGGGAUGCUGGCAAGUGAGGACUUGUUACCCCAGCGAGUGAUUGACCAAUACCAGAUGACACCCGAGAUGUGGGAGGAACGAAUCAAAGUGUGGUACGCUGACAGGAGGGGCAUGACACGGGAUGAAGCAGAAAUAGAAUACCUAAAAAUAGCACAAGAUUUUGAAAUGUAUGGUGUGAAUUACUUUUUAAUAAAGAACAAGAAAGGAAGCGAUCUUUGGCUUGGUGUUGAUUCAAUAGGAAUUAAUGUUUAUGAAAGAGACAAUAAACUAGCUCCAAAAAUAACAUUUCCAUGGAGUGAAAUUAAAAACAUUUCAUUUAAGGACAAAAAGUUUCUUAUCAAAAAUGUUAAAAAAGGAGCCAAAGAUUUCUCAUUUUAUGCACCAAAACUUAGGAUAAACAAAUUGAUAUUGGAGCUGUGUGUUGGUAAUCAUGAAUUGUAUAUGCGGAGACGGAAACCGGAUUCAAUGGAAAUUCAACAAAUGAAAGCUCAGGCUAGGGAUGAAAAAGUCAGAAAACAGCUGGAAAGAGCCAGGUUAGCCAAAGAGAAGCAGCUACGAGAGGAAGCCAUGCGAGAUAAAGAAGAGUUGGAAAGAAAAUUUGUUCAGUUACAAGAAGAAGUUAGAUUGUCACAUGAAGCUUUACUGAGGUCCGAGAAGACGGCUGAUUUGCUCGCAGAGAAGGUAAAGAUCAUGGAUGAGGAAGCAUCCCUGUUACGGGAGAGAGCACAAGAACAAGAUAACGAAGUCCACCGGAUCAAGUUGUCAGCCAUCAAGACCGAGGAAGAAAGAAUAUUAAUGGAACACAGAGCGCGAGAAGCUGAACAAAUUGCUUCCAAGCUGCUGGAAGAGUCAGAAAGAAGGGCGAAAGAGGCUGAUGCAAUGAAGGAUGAAUUAUUGAAGGCACGCAUUGCAGAAAAAUUUGCUAAAGACAAGCUGUUAGAUUUGACCCGACCUGAAAUCAACUUUGGUAUAGGACAUGGUUUUACGCAAUUUUCUGGUUUAAGUCCAGAUCUCACCAGUUUGCGGCUUGGAUCAAGAUCUCUGUCAACAACAGAUAGUUCAAUGGGCUUAGGUUGUGAUCCAGUGAUGGGUGAUAUGGAUCAGUUAUCACUGGAGAUUGAGAAAGAAAGAGUCGAAUACAUGGAAAAGAGUAAAAACCUUCAAGAACAGCUAAAAGAUCUUAAAACAGAAAUUGAAGUGCUAAAGGUGGAAGAAAAACAGACCGACUUAGACAGACUGCAUGAAGAAAGUAUACAAAAAGGAGAAACGAAGUACUCCACAUUGAGAAAGAUUGGAUCCAGCACUUCCAAUGCCCGAGUUGCCUUCUUUGAAGAUUUAUGAAACAAAGCAAAACAGAAUCUGAGAACAACUCUAGAGUCUUUCAACAGAAUGUGAUUUCUGCAAUAAACAAUAACAGGAAAGUAACAGCAGUUGAUGUGGAAGCAGAUGAGAGUUCAACUGAAACACCUUUCUGUGUGCAUUCAGAACAAACCGAGCGUACAAAAAUACUGAUGCCUUAGGAGAGUUGUAGUUCUUCAGCAUAGCAGAUGCAAAGUAAAGUGCCAAAUGUUUCAUAGCAAAACUAGAUCAGCUUCAAAGUUGCUAAGUUUUCUCAUGUAUGUAUUUACUGCUACCUGACAGUGUAACAUAACAAUACCAGGGUCCCAUUCCACAAAGCGAUCUUAGCCCUGAGAUCACCUUAAGUGCAUAGCUACCUUAUGCACUAAAGUGAUCUUAGUGCUAAGAUCACUUCAUGGAACGGAGUCCAGACAACCAAGUUGUAUUGCUUGUUAGACAUUUUUUCUGUAUAUUAUGAAAUGCAACAAACAUAAAUGGUGAAGCCAGAGUAUUUCCCUAUUGGUAUUAAACUACAGUAAAGUACUCUUACAACGAACUGGAAGAAACCCUGAUGGUUAGUUCAUUAUAGCAGUAGUUUGUUGUACACUUUUGUACAACUUGGUUAUCAAUGUAUAGGAAGAUAAAACGCGACUUUACGGUCAGUUUGUUCUAUGAAGUAGUUCGUUCUGAGCAUGUCCGUUAUAAGUGUACUUUACUGUAGUUGUAAGGGUCAUGCUCCACACUUGCUGCCAUUUAAGCUCUCAGUAAUCAUACUUAAGAGUGUGCGUACUGAGGUUACAGAAUCCACAGUGCCUUCUAGUAAUAAUUCAGUUCAAUGCGGGGUCAUACAGUCAAGAGACACCUCCAAAAUCAAACUUGAAAGUGGGUCAAAUUCGUGGGUGGUGGUGGUUUGGGAAGGUUGGGGGUUGGUGGGGGGGGGGGGGGGGUAUAUGUGGGCUACACCUCAUUGAGCUUAACAGUAGCUGGGACUUGAAUCUUUUACCCACCAGUCUAAACCUAGCUGAUCUGUCCACUGUAGUACAGAGGCUGUUAUUUCUCAGAUUUUUUUCUGUGUAGAAAAAUGGUCCAGAAUUUUUUUCUUUUUUUUUUCUUUUGUAAUUUUAUGCAGAGUAGACCGACUGGUAAUGACUGGGGCCUAACUAAAAAUCCUCCUCUUAAGCAACAUCACAUCGACUCUGCAACUCUUUUUACACUGCACUGUGAGGUAGCAAAAUUGCAAGAAUUUAGUCAAUUAGGUUCAUGAUUUAAUACUGUCCAGUUUUAGCAAUCUCUAUGGCAGCUUUAUGCAAGGUUUUCAAGGAGCUACAUGUAUGUCACUGUGACUGAAUAUCAUAGUGAGGUUCAGUGUUAAUGUGACCAUUGCAGUGAGUGUAUUAGCAUGAGUGUGAGCCUCCCGGUGAGACAAUGAGCUACAACUAGUUGAAAAACUAGCUAUUUUUGUAGGCUUUUGUGUUUUGGGUGGGGUUUUUGUUUUUUUUGGUUUUUUAUGACAGGUUAUGUUCCGAGGAUAAUGAAAACAAAUUUUUUCUUAUUCAGCACAUUAUUUGAUUGGUUCCUGAUGUGGUUUUACUCUUAUUUGGCUGAACUAAGCAAGUUAAAUUGAUCUCUGGUAAAAUUUAUGAAAACAUCCCACCAAAAUGAGAAAAAUGAUCUUAUGAUUAUUUUCAUAAAUAAUUCUAAUAAUGCAAAGAAAUUCGGCUAUUAGUGGAUUUCGUGACACAUGUACAAAGUAUGACAAACACCUUUAUUAUAUAUUUUUGACACAUCAGAAAUAUUCAUCAUUUAGAAACUGUACAGAAAGAAACAAUCAUAAUAUCUGUGAUAAAAUAGCCUUGCAGUGUGCAAUUUCUUUUUGAUUAUUUCAACAACAUCCAUAAAAUGAUUUUCAGUUUUGCUUCUUUAAUCUUUUAGGAUGUGGGGGUUGUUGAAAUGAAAGUCAAAUAGUUAAAAUUAAGUACUAUUUAUUAUUGGUUUGUGAAUGUUUCAAUCAGGCUUUUUUAAUCUCAAUUAUUACAACUACUGCAGGCAGAUUUUGCUUAUUUUCAAACAUUUCUCAUUUAAAAUGCUGCUUUUUAACAGCUUUAUCAUGGAUGAUGGUUGCUUUUGUUCUUAAACUAUGCAGUUUUUGAGACAUUGUUGUUAUUGUUUUGUCACAGUGUAGAUUUUUACUGGCUUUAUCCUUCCUGUAUUUUGUUAUAAAUAAAACCAUUUUCAAAAGUUGCCUUAUUCACAUUAAAAUGUACAUUCUCCCGUACUGCCAUAAUAAAUAUAGGGAGGUGGUGAUAUAUCGUGCAUGUAAAUUAUUUUCCGCUGUAUUAGAAUGCUGUCUCAUAUUGACAUUACCUCUGUAAAGAUUAUAGGCAGUGUUGCUUAACAAUUUGUCGAUUGAAUUGUGUGACUUGAUAUAUACACUGUUGAUACUUUCCUCUUCGGCUUACACUCACUACCAUAAACUGUUUUAUGAACAUUUAAAGUGGGUAGCCUUAGCCAAAAAUGGAUCAGAUAAAUAUUUUUUUAAUUUGUGGCUACAUAACUAUAAUUCAAUAAAACAUGUCGCUUAUGGUAAGUAUUUUGCUGGUUGAAUAAUGUACUACAAAAUAAAUGUAUAUAUUUUAAGAUGUUAUAAUUUUGUUGGGUUGUAGUAGGUAAGCUGCCAUAUGACCCUGUAUUUAGCACAAGUUUAGACAUUUUAAAAUAUAAAAUAUGCAAGUUUAGACAUUUUAAAAUAUAAAAUAUGCAAGAUUAGACAUUUUAAAAUAUAAAAAGUGCACAUUUUUAUACAUACAUAUACAUGUAAUUGAAUCGGAUACAGUUUUAGACAUUUUAAACUAAUUGUUUUUAGCACAUGAUUGAUGUAGUAUACUUCAUUUAAUCGGACGGGUAUUUUAUUUCAACAUACCAAGGUCAGUAGCUUUGGUAAUUAUAAAUAUUUGAAAUAAAAUAGUGUCAUCUUCAAGGUGCAUGAAAUUUGUUUUACAAAUAACUAAAAGCAAUCGAAGGUACUUGUUAUGAUUUUUUUUAAUAUACAAGAACAAGUCCUUUUUAAAUUUGGAUAUGUUAGAUGUCCAAUUCAUCUGUGAUAGGGUAGCAGUUACUUGACAGAGGAAUCAACAGUGUUACAAACACAUUGCAUAAUGGCAUGUAAAUACCUGGAAGUUGUUUUUAAUGUUUAAAAUGGCUCCUUGUAUGUAAAAUGUAUAAUAUUAUAUAUAUAUAUAUUUUUUCAUAAAGAAAGUGGAGAAAGCAGAGUUGCACCAUAUUUCAAUGAUUCGGUUAUACAUUGUUUAUGGUGCAUGUAUAUUACCAAGUGAUGAUCAGGAUUGUUCAUUUGUUUGACAGCAUAAUUAUGUCAUUAUAUAUCCCUCCCCCAUCCUGAACAUUAUCAGUUUGUCUACAAACAAAUUCAUACAAAUACAAUUACACAGAAAAAUAUCCAAUGGUUUUGUUUUGGUUUUUCUCUUUUUAUAAAGUUGAAUGUGCUGUAAGGAGCAAAUACAAACCUUCUGGACACUUAAAUCUGCAAUCUUGAGUAUAUUUUAAAAACAAACAUUUUCAUCACUUGGACCAUCCGCAUCCAUUUUCUUCCCAUAAAAUUAUUAAUUCAUCAUUCUUUUUUGUGUGUGUGAUAAAAUGGGGAUAUAAGUUGCAGUUUUAAUGUAUGCAUUUUAUAUUUAUUAAGUUAUCAUUAAAACAUUUGAAAUUCAAACCAUGACAAAAUCAAAAUCUGUUUAUUAAUGACUAGAAGAAAAACAUUUUAUUAUUGUGGGGAGUAUAUUUGGUUUAUAAUAUACUGACUACAUCACAAUUUUAAAUAUAAAAGUCACUGGUAAUCAAACUGCUGGGGUACUGUUAGAACAGAUAUCCCUUCUUUUUUCUCUUCUUUCUUUUUUGUUUAUAAUGAUGCAGUGGUGCUUGUGAUUUCUGUAGUAUUACAUGGUUAAUUUUACAUCAGUUAACUAGGCAUUGUCUUUAUUUUAGUUUAUUUUUGAUUCAAAAGAAUACAUUUAAUUUAAUGUAAUAAUAUAAUAAUUAUAAGUAAUAUGUUUUUUCAUAUAGUGGUAGAAAUGUAUUUUUAUUCAAAGGCACAGACCUUAGUUUCAACUGGUAAAAAUGGACACUAAGUUUGGAUAACAUUUACAACAGAGUAAAACAAGAGUCUGUGAAGUUGAAACAGUGAAAUACCGUUAAAAAUAGACGAAAAUUCGACUCCAUAACGGUUACUUCUCGGACGCACGUGCGGUUUUAAAAAUAUAAAAAAUGCAUUUUGUGGUAUUGGAAACACCAGGAUGACCAGAAAGACUUCAGUUGUAUGGAAAUGGAUAAUCUAAACAAUAAAAAAUAAGUAAAGUUUGA